Rotaria socialis is the source of this 966-nucleotide messenger RNA. NCBI's taxonomy places the organism in Eukaryota, Metazoa, Rotifera, Eurotatoria, Philodinida, Philodinidae. The record is from the annotation of a GenBank genome assembly.
AUGUAUCCCAAUUAUUCAGUUGGUGUAAACUAUGGAUUACCUGUACCCUAUCAAAGCGUUAUUUCACCAGCACUUUCAAAUGGUACACAAAUCCGUCUCACUGGUACAGCCACUGGGAGCAGAUUUGAAGUCAACUUAAAAAGUUAUCAGGAAGAUACCAUCCUCCAUGUUAAUCCACGUUUAGAUGAUAAUGCACUGGUUCUCAAUAGUGCUCAAAGGGGGUUUUGGGGCCAAGAAGAACGUCAUGGAUUGCCAAUCUAUCGCGGAAUGCGCUUCUCCAUAGUUAUUUUAGCAACGGACCAUGACUUCAAAAUUGCUAUAAACAAUACUCAUGUUUGUGAAUUUUAUCAACGAUUACCAAUAUAUUUGGCUCAAUUAGUUGAAGUCAAAGGCGAUUUGAAUUUAGAAUCUGUUCAUAUUUAUCCAGGAUCUGGUUAUAUUGGAAGUGGUACUGGCUUGUGUUCUCAACCUCAACCAUCUUAUAGUGGAGACUUUGUAGCUAGUUGUGGACUUCCAUCAGCUCCACCUAAUAUCCUUCCUCCCCCAUUUACGGGUAGUGGUGUGCCAUCAAUACAAUCUUGUAGAAUACAUACAGGCUCUCGAAUAUUUAUCCGAGGUUUUAUACCUCCUGAAGCUCAUCGCUUUGAACUUAAUCUAUUACACGGUUAUUCAGACGGUGAUGAUAUAGCUUUUCACUUUAAUCCACGUUUUGAUUCACGUACAGUUGUUAAAAAUUAUCGACGAAAUGGCCAAUGGGGUCAAGAAGAAAAUCAAUCAUUUCCAUCAUACAUGCCGUUGAUGCCCGGUUCAUCGGUCGAUUUACAAAUAGCAUGUAAUAUGGAUGCAUAUACGGUAUAUAUGAAUAAUUAUCUAAUCGGUGAAUUCUAUCAUAAAAUUCCACCUGGUCAUGUCAUGGCACUUCAAUAUAAAGGUGAUAUCAUAGUUGGUAGUAUUGGACAAUUAUGA